This is a messenger RNA of Hordeum vulgare subsp. vulgare (domesticated barley), 522 nucleotides long. RefSeq lists its product as uncharacterized. The coding region runs from base 59 to 427 and encodes 122 amino acids. The record is from RefSeq and is a predicted model, not a curated record. The transcript has a single exon. NCBI's taxonomy places the organism in Eukaryota, Viridiplantae, Streptophyta, Magnoliopsida, Poales, Poaceae.
UCUGUAGCAAACAAGCAACAAAGAAGAAGAAGACGAUCGAGUUGGGUUGAUAAGAUUAAUGGCGCAUGGGAAGGUGGCCGAGUGGAUACGGAAGCGUACGAUGCCGAGGAAGCCGGCGGCCAUGCGCGACAGCACGAGCAGCGUGGCGUUGGAACCCAUACUGAGGAAGGCGCUAGCGCCGAUGCCUAGUAACACGGCCGUUGGCCGGAGCAGGAGUGAUGCCGGUGGUGGCGGCGCCUUACCGGCGCAUUCCAAGGCCCGGCGAAGCGCCUUCCUGCCGGCGCUGAUGCGGCGGCGGCCGCGCGUGAACGUGUUGGCCGUGCUGUGCGAGCAGGUGGUGUACCACGUGAUGUGGCUGGUGGAGUCCGUGGUGUUGGUGGGCAGGCUCUGCUGCUUCCUCAUGCGCUUCGGCUUCAAGCAGCUCUGACUUCAUUCCUCCAGUUGCCGCCAUGGCGUUGAUGGUGGAAGAGAAGAAGCGUGCGUUGGAUGGAUUUUAUUUCUUUCUUCUUCUUCUUCUUCUUC